GAACGUAAAUCCGGGGCCCUGAGCUCUCGCGUUGUGAGACAGGUGUAUCGGGCGCAGUUUUGUGUUGUGCCGUUUAAAUCGAUGCCAAUCACCGGGACUACCCAAUUCAGUAAUUAGUGAUUCUUCGGUGAAGCUCUCGGUCGCCCAUUGUGCAAUGAUCUAAAAAGGCGUGUUCCGACGACACCGAACCGAAAUGUGAAAAGCUGCUAUUCGUCACGUGCCGUUGACGGGGAUCAUCUCGAGUGGCCAGAGUGUGUGGCCCAAUUAUCGGACCAGCGACCUCCAAUAUCUUUGCGUCCCAGCCUGGGGCCGCGGGUUUUUUUCGUCCACCGACCAACAAAACUCUAUCUGGGCACCCGAAAGGAACUGCAGUCCAUCAGCGGACGUUCCCGGGGACGGAUAGAGUGUAUCGCGAGCGUGUGUGAGGUCACUUCGACGACGACGACGCCCGGAAUCGGGGAUUUUCCCGCAAACCACGGGCACGCAGAUUAGCACGCGAUAGAGCGCGAUGGUGCUUCCGUUUAAUACCACCACCGAGGCGAAUGGCCGGCCCGCUGCUGCAGCGCCUCCUCAACCGACGGCCCCACCCAUGGCCGCACUAAUAACCCCCGAGACGGCCGGAGGACAGAUGGAGCAGGACUUUAACCACCCGGACCACCCCGGUGGCGCUUACGGGCAGUUUGUGGAUCUGCUGCUGCUGGGCAACAAGGAGAACUAUCUGAUCCGGGCCGAGCGGAAGGCCAUCCUGGACUCGAACACGGUACUGGCGCAGCUCGUGACCAGCAGCAGUGGCGGCAAGUGUGUGGUGCGCGACGUUGAUCGCGUCAAUUUUGAGAUUUUCGUACGGUAUCUCGAGACAAAGUUCGUCAAAUUCACCUCGCCAACGCACACGCUCGAGAUGCUCGAGCUGGCCACUCGGUUCCAGUGCCGCCAGCUGGAGAUACACUGCGUGAAGGAGUUGGACCUGAAUCUGAGCGUAGACCACGUGCUCGAGGUGUACCGAGCGCUCUGGUUCUACAACUCGAUCGCCCCACCAAAGAUCGCGCCGACGGAGCGCGAGAGGAAGCGUCGCUGCUGCCCAACCGGGCGCCGGAAGGGCGCCCCGAACGGUGGCGAGGGCCCCCUGACACCGGAAGAGUACUUUGCGGCCCUUCUCGCCAACUGCCUGCAGCUGAUCGAUAUGCACGCCGAGGAGGUGCUCUCGCAGAAGGCCAUGCUUUCGCUGCGCUUCCCGGAGCUGGAGAUGAUCGUGCGGCGCGAUGCCCUUCAGCUGACCUCCGAGACGGUACUGCUCGAUCUGCUGGCCCGCUGGAGUUUGGAGGAUUGCAACCGCAAGGGCGUCGAUCCGACGGCCGAAAACCGUCGCCGGGCACUGGGGGCCCUCUGCUACGCGCCCCGCUACCUCACGAUGACCCGGCGUGAGUUCGAGGGCGCCAAGGAACGCAUCGAGCUGCUCGAUCCGGUCGAAUCGCAGCUGGUCGGUGAUCUGAUCACCGGCGGGAAGGGGGGCCGUAAACAGGGGGCCAAUCUUACACCGGAACAGCAAGCCCUGGUGCUCCGCUUCCAGGCGGAACGGCCCGCAUUCGCCCUCCUUCCGAUCCACCUCAGCCAGCGCAGCCAUCCGCGUAACUAUCCGAAAAAGAUGCGCAAAGCGGCCGCGGAUGCAGAGCGCGAACCACGGAACGGAGGCGGCUGCUGCGAUCGGCUGCUGCUGAACUGCAUUUCCGUUUUUGCGUGCAUCUUCGGCUAGCGGUGUUGCCUGUAGGGGCAAUGAGACCCCUCCCCGCUUAGCGCGAACAACCCCCUACAACGGCAACACCCCCAGCGCGGCCACCAAAGACUAGGCGUGUGUGCCAGGCACCACACCACACACCGUCAAACCACUGACUUUUAGAAUGGUCCACAACGAACCGAGAAAUCUCGCCCCGCUCAAAAAAACGGUUGUCGGAAGGACCGGAAGGACACGCGACGACCGCUUUUUGUGGUUAGUUUUUAUUUCGAAACAAUCAUCAUUUCAACGCAAGCGUCUAGCACAAUGAGCCAAACGCUGUUCCUCGCAGAGGGGACACCGUUUCGGUACUACUGCUAAGUGAUUUAUUAGCAAAACUUUAUGCGGUGCGUUAUCAACUGACUCUAGAAACUUAUUAUUAGUUCGCAAUUGCUUUACUGCAAGCCCUUGUUAUCAUGUUGUAUAAUGGGAAAUUUAUCGAAACGAUGAGAGGAGAUGGCAUGUUACACUCGGAACACUGCAGAGGGUUUUUAAAACAGAACAUUUUAAAUCAGAGACAGAAUGAGACAAAAAGCUACAGCAGCAACAGGCACUCUCUCGCUCGGUCACAGCUUCAGCUGCACACGCGAUUCAAUCAAAGGAAACAUUUUACCAGUAUUUGCGCCCCGGAACAAGAUGCCGGUUAUACCGGCCCCAAAAGCUUCGUCCACGUGUCCGCUAGACACAGAAACGGAACGGAAUCCUCACUCACUUUCUGGCUGUGUGUUUCUCAUUUGUUGGCAGUAGCUGCUGUUGGUGAUUUGUUGAAAUCCUAUUGUUCUUUUAUGACGCGCCGCUCGGUACGAGAGCAUCUGAAUGCGACUUUUGAUUUCAUUUCCUCUAGUUUACUUGUUCCACUAGCGACAGGGAAAGGUGUAGCAGCUUAGCGCGUAGCAUUCUCUUUUGCUCGUUGGUAAUCGAUAUUAGAAGAAAAUUCGCUAGAAAUGUGUUAUAGUGUAAUCCGUUUGAGUUUGUGCAAAGUUUAAUGUGAACACAUUUAAAACAUACGUAUACAUAUAUCUGCCUGUUAUAUGAAAACGCUAAGCACCCGCCCAGGGUAGGCAAAUGAACAAGAAAAGAAGAAUAUUAUUCGUGUUUGUAAAACAUAAGUUGCCAUUUCUGUCGUCCCGUGAAAUUGUAACCCUUACAGCAAAACGGCGGAAGUCAGUGUUUGCUGUGGUUGAUGAUUAAGAUCGACAAAAAAUAAACUAGUAAAUG
Molecule: messenger RNA, 2986 nt
Organism: Anopheles bellator
Lineage: Eukaryota; Metazoa; Arthropoda; Insecta; Diptera; Culicidae
Gene: axed
Exons: 3
Coding region: 509-1750 (413 amino acids)
Biological process (GO): neurogenesis
Cellular component (GO): cytosol
Source: RefSeq, a predicted model, not a curated record